This is a messenger RNA of Ceratina calcarata, 2111 nucleotides long. RefSeq names its product testis-specific serine/threonine-protein kinase 4. The transcript is spliced from 7 exons. NCBI's taxonomy places the organism in Eukaryota, Metazoa, Arthropoda, Insecta, Hymenoptera, Apidae. The record is from RefSeq and is a predicted model, not a curated record. Gene Ontology annotation, molecular function: ATP binding; tau-protein kinase activity. Bases 1017 to 2111 code for a protein of 364 amino acids. Gene Ontology annotation, biological process: protein phosphorylation; intracellular signal transduction; microtubule cytoskeleton organization. Gene Ontology annotation, cellular component: cytoplasm.
AAUGAGCAGAGUGGGAUUUUUUAAGCAUGCGCACUACGAUACGAGUUAUCAGUAGCGUCCUAGUAACGUACUUAUUUUUUUCAAUUUAAAGGUACCAUUAGAUCCCAAGUGCGAAGCAAGGCUUGGACUCCAAGAAACCUUUUUAAGAAUAAUCUUGAAAAUAAAAUAUUACGCUAUCUGACUGCAUAUCAUUAGAAAUAAUCAUUUGUCAGUUUAAAUUUGGACGUACAAACAAUCUUUUUCUAUUUUAUUUAUUAUUUGCAGUUUAUUAAUUUUUCACUCUACUUUUUACUUGAUCAAGUACUUUUUAAAAUAAUUUCCAAAACUCUCUAACUCUAUAUGUGAGGCUCUUGGUCGUUAAGUAGCGUAAAUCGAAUGAAUUCAUUAUAAAAACAGCAACUUUUUGUUAUCAAAUCAAUGCCUUUAUUUAUACUGGCAAAAAAUAUUAAUGAGAUAUGUAUGUGAAUGAUAUUGUAAAUAAAGUAAUUGUGACAAUAUGUGGAAAAGUAACUCAUGAUCGGGUUGUAAACUCACUUCGCUAUUUUACAAAAUAUGUUAAUUUAUGCUAAUAUAUUAUUUUCGAUUGAAGGAAACUAAUACAAGUGAGGCUACAUUUGAUUAGAAUUUAUUUUAAAAUCCAACACCCGAACUUUCAGAAAACUUCACUUGGCAAUCGGGUUCAUACAGAAGAAAAGAGAAGACGUAGAAUCGAAUGGUGUAAACCUAUAUUUUUGGCCAAUUUAAUGGGGAAUAUGAAAAUUUCGCCUUAUCGCGCUAAUAUCAGAGUCUACCCCUUAAUAAAGUUCUGAUAACAUCGAUACUAGUCACGUUUCAAAUGUUUUGCAAAAUCGAUCUUUGCAUAUGGCGUAUAAAGAACAUCGCUGCCAAAUUUCAAUUCAUAAUGGCCAAAUUAACAGAUCAUGUAACAAUAAUGAUUCCACCUAAAGAAACCAUAAAAAAUCUAACUCAAGAAGUAAAAUGACGCUGUCGCAAAUACAGAAACUAAUUCACAUAAAAUGGCAACUGGACCCAUAACUGAUAAUAAUCCGAAGGCUUUAUUAAGAAGCGUUGAUGAUCCACCCGAUGAGACUAAAAGAAAAUUAACUGUUCUCGAGUCACACGGAUACAUUCUUGGUAAAACUGUAGGUGCCGGUUCAUAUGCUACUGUAAAAAUUGCAAAAUCUGAUCGACAUGAUUGUCAAGUAGCGGUGAAAAUCGUUUCCAAGUUUCAAGCACCGGGGGAUUAUUUAAAAAAAUUUCUACCCCGUGAAAUCGAAGUUGUUAAAGGUCUGAAACAUCCAAACUUAAUUCGUUUUCUUCAGGCAAUCGAAACAACUCACCGAGUUUAUAUCAUCAUGGAAUAUGCUCAAAAUGGGAGUUUACUAGACAUGAUAAGACGCGAUACGUACAUUGAUGAAAUUCGUAGCCGUCGAUGGUUCCGACAACUUUUAGAAGCUAUCGACUAUUGCCAUGCACGCGGUGUAGUACACAGAGACGUGAAAUGCGAGAACCUUUUGAUGGAUCAGAAUCACAACAUCAAAUUGUCCGACUUCGGAUUCGCGCGCGGGCAAAUGAAACCGAAGAACGGUAUAGCUCCCUUAAGCGAAACUUUCUGCGGAAGUUACGCAUAUGCAUCUCCAGAGAUAUUGAAAGGAAUCCCGUAUUUACCUCAUUUAUCUGAUGUCUGGUCGAUGGGAGUAGUACUCUACGCGAUGGUUUAUGGACGUUUACCAUUCGAUGAUACAAAUUACAGUCAACUUCUAAAGCAAGUACAAAAUAAAGUUACAUUUCCUAAAGAACCAAGCGUGUCUCUAGCUUGUCGUACCCUUAUUUCACGAAUCCUAGUACCGCAACGAGUACGAAUAACCAUUGAUAAUAUGAGAAAUGACGCUUGGCUCGCCUCGUCUCUUGUUACAGCUCAAACAUCUACCACUGAUACUUUGAGCGUUCCUGCAGUGCCGAACAUAAAACAAACAGCGCUUGAAAAGAAUAAAGGGACGAACAAGCACACGACUAAUCAUAGAACUCAAAUAGUCGAGGUUCGCUCCUCUGAUUUGAACAUGCCGGAAAAUAAUAAUAAUAAUAAUAAUAAGUAUCGAUAUUUGAGAUAG